Culicoides brevitarsis is the source of this 1895-nucleotide messenger RNA. Its product is annotated as juvenile hormone esterase. The transcript has 6 exons. NCBI's taxonomy places the organism in Eukaryota, Metazoa, Arthropoda, Insecta, Diptera, Ceratopogonidae. The record is from RefSeq and is a predicted model, not a curated record. The coding region runs from base 52 to 1800 and encodes 582 amino acids.
AAUCCGAGAAUUUUAUUAAUUUUAAUUUAUCGCUAAAAUUUCCCACGCAAUAUGAAGGGACUUUUACUGCUAACGGUACUUUCGUGCAUGUGUCUUGCAGUCAAUUGUCGCACCUCGGAAAUUUUGAAAGUAAAACUUUCGCAUGGCGGAUCACUCGUUGGACGAUAUCUCUCGACAUUCAAAGGAAAAGGCAUUCGAGGAUUUUUGGGGAUUCCGUAUGCAAAGCCUCCAACCGGUGAUUUGAGAUUCAAGGCACCAAUUCCAUUCGGUAGUUGGGAUGGCGAACGUGAUGCCACGCGAGACAGCAGCAUUUGCAUUCAACGUGACCCAUUUAGGCGUGAUGUCGAAAUUGAGGGAAGCGAAGAUUGUCUCUACUUGAAUGUCUAUACGCCGAUUCGUGAUGACGAGAAAACAGCAAAGCCGUUGCCUGUGAUGGUCUUUUUCCAUGGCGGCGGAUGGCAAUGUGGUUCGGGCAUUUCCAUGUUUUACGGGCCGGAUUUCAUUAUGGAGCGCGAGAAUAUAAUUUACAUCGGAGCGAAUUUCCGCUUGGGACCUUUGGGAUUUUUGAGCACGGGAACGAAAGAUUGCCCCGGAAAUAAUGGCUUGAAAGAUCAAGUUGAGGUCUUGCGAUGGAUUAAGGAGAACAUUGCGGCGUUCGGAGGAGAUCCUGAUAAGGUAACGGUAUUUGGAGAAUCAGCAGGAGGUGCAAGCGGAACGUAUCACAUGAUGAGCCCGUUGUCAAAGGGCUUGUUCCAUCAAGUAAUUUCACAAAGCGGGGCAAAUUUCAAUCCGUGGGCACAACCUGCGCAUAAAGGAGUCGCUGAAAAACGUGCUGCUAAGUUGGGAGAGAUGAUGGGAUGCGAGAAAAAAGGCGAUAAUUGGGCAGAAAUGAUGGAUUGUCUCCGAAAAGCACCGGCAGAGGACAUUACAGCGGCAUUUUAUGACUUCUUUGCAUGGGACACCGAUCCAAUGAUUCCCUUCCCGCCAGUUGUUGAACCAGACCUUCCGGGAGCUUUUAUCUCUGUUCAUCCGCGUGACGUCAAACAACCUCACGGUCUCCCGAUCCGUUGGAUGGCUGGAUUAACAUCUGACGAAGGCGCAAUGAAAUCAGCUCCCAUCAUAAACUUGAAGGAAGUCACAAACGACAUGCACAUCAAUUGGGAUCACGCGUUAGAGACGAGUUUGUAUUACGAUCAUCACGAUUACAAGACGAAACAGAAAAUUACCCAACGAAUCAACGAAUAUUACUUCAAAAAUCGCAAAAUUGAGCCUGAUACGCAUCAAAAUUUGACGAACCUUUAUACCGAUUCUUGGUUCCUUCACGGCAUGGACGAGUACUUCAGAUACCGUUUCAGCCCCGAAAAUAAAUCGAAACGUGGACCAACUUUCGUUUAUCUCUUCAAUCACAAAGCUUCCGCGAGUUUUACUGAAAUUUUCAAGGGAGGACGAGAGAAUUACUUUGGUGUUAGUCACGCAGAGGAACUCCAAUUUUUGUUCCCCAUCGCGCAAUGGUUGUUCGUAAGUGCCGUUCCAACAAAAGAAGAUUUGCAAAUUCGUGAUGCUCUUGUCGAAAUGUGGACUAAUUUUGCCAUUUACGGUCACCCAACGCCUUAUAACUCAAAAUUAGUGACAUGGGAAGAAGCCACUGAAUAUCCGGUGCAAUAUUUAAGAAUUGGUAACAAAGAUCAAGAAUCCAGUGAAUUAAUCAAGAUGGAAAAGGGAUUGCUGCAAGAACGAGCAGAUUUUUGGUACGAAAUUGGAGCUCAUUUGCCAGCGAAAGACGUUAAAGAUGAACUUUAAUUAAAAGUUUUCCAUUAAAAUCAUUUAUUUUUACUUGUUUUCUAAUAAAAUUAACAAAAACUAAAAUAAAAUUUGUGUUUCUUACGUGCUAACAU